AUGGAAUCUCCGGUGGCUUUGAAGGUGAAGACGAUCAGGACCAAGAAACCCAAUGAGGUGAUGCUUGGUAUCUGCGGCGGAGUGGGUCCGGCUGCGGGAUUGUUGCUGCACCAGCUCAUACUGCAGAACACCGACAGUGCUGGAGAGGACCAAGGUCAUCUGAAUGUUUGCCACUUCUCGCGUGUCGAAGAUAUGACGGACCGUACCGAGUACCUCGUUUACGCCGCGAGCGUCGGCGCUGAUGCAACUGAUUCCGACUCGGAUAGCGGGUCUACAGACGAAGAUAUAUCUUACGACUCAGCGAAGGAGGUGGAGAACCCAGCAUGUGGCAUGGCCCGUACGUUCUCCAUGAUGCAUGCUGCAGCCACUGCGGGACGUGCUCGACUUGUGGUAGGUGUGCCGUGCAAUACGUUUCAUGCUCAACCAAUCUGGAACGAGUUCAUACGGCGAACAGGUCAUGCGAGCUACGUACAUCACGUGCACAUGUUGGAAGAGACGGUGGCGUUCAUCGCAAACAAGCUGCCAUCAUGUAAACGCGUAGGACUGAUGUCUACUACAGGAACACGAAACUCACGCGUGUACCAUGAUUUAAUGGAGCCGCGUGGGUACACUGUGGUGGAAGUGUAUGCCGGAGUGAUGCAGCAGGAGCUUCACGAAUCGAUUUAUAACCGCGAGUGGGGAGUGAAGAGUACGGCACCUUCAGUGUCAUCGCGUUCGGAGGCAAAUUUCCAUCGCUAUGCGCUGCAUCUACGCGAGCAGGGAGCUGAAGUUAUAAUCUUAGGCUGUACCGAGAUCCCAUUUCGAGGUUGA
Phytophthora infestans T30-4 is the source of this 810-nucleotide messenger RNA. RefSeq lists its product as uncharacterized. NCBI's taxonomy places the organism in Eukaryota, Oomycota, Peronosporomycetes, Peronosporales, Peronosporaceae. The record is from RefSeq and is a predicted model, not a curated record. Bases 1 to 810 code for a protein of 269 amino acids. The transcript is spliced from 2 exons.